Messenger RNA from Toxorhynchites rutilus septentrionalis, 584 nucleotides. RefSeq lists its product as uncharacterized. The transcript is spliced from 2 exons. The coding region runs from base 4 to 573 and encodes 189 amino acids. The record is from RefSeq and is a predicted model, not a curated record. Gene Ontology annotation, molecular function: sequence-specific DNA binding. NCBI's taxonomy places the organism in Eukaryota, Metazoa, Arthropoda, Insecta, Diptera, Culicidae.
AAUAUGGACGUCAAAAGCUGCGCAAAUUGCCCGGAGAACAUGCAAGUCGGACGAAAUUUGCUUGAAGCUGACUCCGAACAAUCGGCAAAAUUCAAAAGCCGUAUUGUUUGUGUCGUCCCCGGAUGUAAGCAGAGAUAUCGCCCCGGAAUUUCUGUUUAUGUCUUCCCUCCGAAAACGGACAAAUCGCGGUAUCUAGACUGGAUCCAACGACUACGGCUAAAGAUAGAACCUACAAAAACCUCCCGUAUUUGUAGCCUCCAUUUCACCGUGUCGAACUUCUACUCUCCAACAACAAGCCGUGCCACUGAUCGCUUAAUUCUUAGGCCAUCAGCAGUUCCCGACAUGAAUUUGCCACAACCUCCCAUCAGCGAAGCCAGGAAAAGACUUAUUGAAGACCGUGCUGAACGUGUUGCAAACCGUGCCAAAGUUGGGGCAGUGAUGGACCAGAGACAUGAUACACCAAACCUUUCAGAUCUUGCCAUCAGAGGCGAAUUAAUUACUUAUUAUUCAAAACACGUUAUUGCGCAUUUUGCACCAAGUUGGACUGUUUCGGCCUUUUCCAUAAGUGCGUAAAUACGAAUAAA